Molecule: messenger RNA, 341 nt
Organism: Choloepus didactylus (southern two-toed sloth)
Lineage: Eukaryota; Metazoa; Chordata; Mammalia; Pilosa; Megalonychidae
Product: small integral membrane protein 15-like
Exons: 1
Coding region: 44-334 (96 amino acids)
Source: RefSeq, a predicted model, not a curated record
GUGGCCCAGGCCCGAGCCCGUGGAGGCCAAGGGUCUGGGGUGAAUGUGGCCCCCAGGGGUCAGUGGCCCCAUUAGGGGAAAGAAAGUUUUCCUAAGACCACUACAAAGAUGUUUGAUAUUAAAGGCUUGGGCUGAGUAUGUUGCGGAAUGGGCUGCAAAGGACCCAUAUGGCUUCCUUACGACAGUGAUUUUGGCCCUUUCUCCAUUGUUCCUAGCAAGUGCUGUACUACCCUGGAAAUUGGCCAAGAUGAUUGAGGCCAGGGAAAAGGAGCAGAAGAAGAAACAAAAACGUCAAGAAAAUAUUGCAAAAGCCAAACGACUAAAAAAGGAUUGAAGAAAAG